Ophidiomyces ophidiicola is the source of this 951-nucleotide messenger RNA. RefSeq lists its product as uncharacterized. NCBI's taxonomy places the organism in Eukaryota, Fungi, Ascomycota, Eurotiomycetes, Onygenales, Onygenaceae. Bases 1 to 951 code for a protein of 316 amino acids. The record is from RefSeq and is a predicted model, not a curated record. The transcript has a single exon.
AUGACACUCUCUCGCCGCCCUAGGACGCUUUUGCUGACCUUUGACGCGUUCAACACCCUUUUUCACCCCCGUAUUCCUGUCGUUAGCAUCUACGUGAAGGCUGCCGAAGAAGUCGGCCUCCUCACCCGAUCCCAAAUACCAAAUGAAUCAUUGCUGAAUCAGUACUUGAAACAUUCGCUAUGGAGACACAACACGUUCUACCCAAACUAUGGCCGAGGCCUGCCAGAUUUUACCAGCCCAAAAGUAUGGUGGGAGUCGGUGAUUUGCGAUUUUUUUGCUGCUGUCAUGGGAAAAGCAAUUGUGCCGCAAGACCUUCCUGAGGGACUGACGGACUCGCUAUACACCACCUUCGCAGGGCCCAAGGGCUAUCAACUGUAUGAAGAUGUGCCCCCAUUUUUUGAAUGGUUGAAAUCGUGGAAAAUUGCGCGCUCAGUACAACUUUAUCCAGCUGGCAACCGUCUCAAUACUGAUUUUGACCGCGUUAUUGUGGGAGUUAUCUCAAAUGCAGACAAUAGAAUUAUGACUGUCCUAAACUCAUUGCGACUACGUGUUGGAAUCCCUUUGGAGGAUGAUUUGGAACGUCCACAUCCGCACAAGCAGCCAGAACGGAAGGCCGAUAUUGAUUUUGUUCUUACAAGUUACGAGGCCGGGUGUGAAAAGCCUGACAAAGCCAUCUUUGAUCUUGCUGUCAAGUAUGCCAAUCGUUAUAUUCAAGCUUCUGGAGAUAACAACUAUAUCUUUCCAGGGCCAGCUGACAAAUGCAUUCACGUUGGGGAUGAUUUUCACGAUGAUCACCUUGGGGCAGUGCGGGCUGGAUGGACUGGUAUUUUACUGCUCAGAAAUGGCGAAAAUAGCCCAGUAAAUGUACCUGAUACUGCAACCCAGAUAUCCGGGUUAAAUCGUUUGUCAAAACAUCUAAGAUUGCGCCCUCUCAGAGAGUCAACUAGUUAA